Messenger RNA from Rosa rugosa (rugosa rose), 1730 nucleotides. RefSeq names its product putative pentatricopeptide repeat-containing protein At1g03510. The transcript has a single exon. Gene Ontology annotation, biological process: RNA modification. Gene Ontology annotation, molecular function: RNA binding; protein binding. The record is from RefSeq and is a predicted model, not a curated record. NCBI's taxonomy places the organism in Eukaryota, Viridiplantae, Streptophyta, Magnoliopsida, Rosales, Rosaceae. The coding region runs from base 91 to 1398 and encodes 435 amino acids.
CAUUUUGUUCCGACUCUCGUAGUCAUCCACUAAUAUCAUAUGAUAAGAAGGAUUAUGCCAUUUUUGGUUUCUCUAAUUCUUUUGAUAUAGAUGAUUGCCCAAACGAGCAUGGGCUCCUACAACACCAUAUCAAAUUUCCAACGCUUGCUUUCUUUCACCAAGCAAUUGACUUCCCACGUCAACCAAGGCAGCCAUGACAAAGCCCUCACCCUCUUCCACCACAUACAAACCUCACUCGCUCUCCCUCUCGACGCCCACGUCUUCUCUCUCGUCCUCAAGUCCUGCUCCGCCGUCCGUCGCCCCCAACUCGGCGCCGCCGUGCACGCCCACGUCACCAAAUCGUCGUUCCUCUCAAACCCUUUUGUGGCCUGCGCUCUCGUUGACAUGUACGGCAAAUGCGUCUCGCUUUGGGCUGCACGCCACUUGUUCGAUGAAAUUCCUCACAGAAAUGUUGUUGUGUGGAAUGCCAUGAUUUCGGUUUGUACCCGCAAUGCUGAUGUUGCUGAAGCUUUGAGGUUGUUUGAGGCUAUGGAUGUUGACCCUGAUGUGUCUACUUAUAACACCAUUAUAGCCGGAACGUCGGGGGUGGAUGAUGGGUUGUUUAGGGCUGUGGAGGUGUAUAGGAAAAUGUGCCAAAGAGGGUGGAAGCCGGAUUUGAUCACACUUCUUGCUCUGUUACGUGCUUGUGUUGGUGUAGCAGCUUUUAGGUUUAUUAAGGAAAUUCAUGGUUAUGAUGUAAGGAAUGGGAUUGACUCGCAUUCGCAGUUGAGUAGCGGUUUAGUAGAGGCCUAUGGGCGCUGUGGUUGUCUCGAAAAUGCGCAUAGUGUUUUCCGGGGUUUGAAGGAGAAGGAUGUGGUUGCGUGGAGCAGUUUGAUAUCAGUGUACGCGGUUCAUGGGGAGGCAAGAGCUGCAUUUGAUGUUUUUAGAGAAAUGGAAUCGGCGAAAGUGGUGCCUGAUGAGAUUACUUUUCUUGCGGUACUGAAAGCGUGUAGCCAUGCUGAAGGAUUAGCUGAUGAAGCACUGAGUUAUUUUGACUGUAUGCGUAAUUAUGGCGUCCAAGCAAACAGUGAUCACUAUUCUUGUUUAGUGGAUGUUUUGAGCAGAGCAGGGAGGUUAUGCGAGGCGUAUGAGGUCAUAAGGAAGAUGCCAGUGAAGGUCACUGCUAGAGCCUGGGGUGCCCUUCUUUCGGGGUGUAGAACUUAUGGAAACCUGGAGCUCGCGGAGAUAGCAGGGAAAGCUUUGUCCGAACUUGAGCCCGAUAAUCCUUCCCAUUAUUUAUUGUUGUCAACGAUUUAUGUUAGCUUAGGAAGGCAUGAUGAAGCUCAGAGAAUGAGAAGGGAAAUGAGGCAGAAAGGUGUGAAGGCACCGGUUGGAAGUAGUUGGAUGGUUCAAGAGUGAUAUUGUGGAUUAUUAGGUGUGGCGUGUGAGGCAGACCACACUUCUUCAAGAUUACCAGGUGUGGAAACUACUUAAAAGCCAAUUGAGAACCUACAUGACGGUGCAAUACUCUGCAGCAGUUUGUGAUGUUGAACACUGCCCCAAGAAGUAUAUGAUCGGAGAUGAGAGUGGAGAACAAGUAUUUUUGGGAGAAUUCAGACAAUUUGGAAAGGAUUUCUGUUGUCUGUAUAGAUGUCUUGCCUACAAAUCAACCUCAAAAAUUAAAUUGCUGUAUACUAAAGCUACUGAUAUAGUCCUAAAUUUUUUAUAUGAUCUUCAUCGUUACUACAUUA